UAAGUUGGUCUCACACACACUUGAAAUCCCAACAACAAAGCCUGGGCUUCAAACACAUCAACCAAACCCUCGACAAAUCUAGCCAUGUGAUCAUAGCUCCAUGUGCAUCUCUAACCACAAACCCAAAGUCAUCCUUGUCAAAGAAGCCCAAGACGCUUGACCAUGGUUCCACGUGCAUCUCUAACCACCAACCCAAACCCAUACUUGCUAGAGAAAUCCAAGAUGCGUCAACAUUUAAGUUGAAGCAACUGCAGGGUGGUCACACCCAACAUCAAAAGUUCAAUUUUGAGGAGUGGCAGCCCUUUGCCAAGCAGCCAAGCAGCCAACCCCUCAUCUAAUAAGAAAGAUUAUAUCCAAACAAAAUGAAGCAACAACAACAUUUGGAGUAUAUUAAAGCCAUAUGUGUUGUUAUCCCAUCGGCUAUGGCAAGGCUGUUAGUUGAAAAACAAUAUAGCGGACUGAAAUUGGGCCAUUCGGAAUUCGGCGUUUAAUUGUGAGCCCAUUUGAGUUUUGAGGGACAAUGGUUUUAUCACAAUCGAAGCUAUCCGACCCAAAAUUCGGGGCUACCAGCUCUCUCUCUCUCUCUCUCUCUCUCUCUCUCUCUCUCUCUCUCUCUACUUGGUCAGAGACUCGGAGGGAAAAGCACUCCGAUGGACGACAUGACGAGCUACUAUCCGCCACCGCAACCACCGCCGCAGCCUUCUGGUCUUGAACCUUCUCACUAUCCCUAUUACCAGGUGCCUCCUCCUCCUUCAGCACCGCCGUCUCAGCAUUACCUCUCUCAACACCCGCCCACCUUCGCUUCUUAUGGCUUACCUCUUCUACCUCACACAACCUCCAUCAAUGAGGUCCGUACCCUAUUCAUAGCUGGUCUUCCUGAAGAUGUCAAGCCCCGAGAAAUUUACAAUCUCUUCCGGGAGUUUCCGGGAUACGAGUCCUCUCAUCUUCGGACUCCCACGCAGACGACCCAGCCAUUUGCAUUUGCUGUAUUCUCAGACCAGCAGUCUGCCGUUGGUGCAAUGCAUGCUGUAAAUGGCAUGGUGUUUGAUCUCGAGAAGCAGUCAGUACUGUAUGUUGACUUGGCUAAAUCUAAUUCAAGAUCAAAACGGACGAGGACAGAGGAUGAAAGAUAUGGAUCAGAUAAGAAAGCUAAAGUAUCUAUCAUUUCAAGGAGUACUCCUGAUCCUGCAGGUCUUGGCAGCACUCACAUGUCUGGAAUGGGUAAUUCUGCUUACAACACGAUUGGUUAUCCAUCUGCACAAAGCCAUGGAAGCUUUGAUAACAAAACUGUAAACGAUACAGUGGCUGCAAAUGUGAUUCCUCAAAAUCCCCCAUGUCCAACACUUUUUGUGGCAAAUCUAGGACCAGGUUGCACCGAACAAGAGCUUAUUCAAAUUUUUUUGAGAUGCCCAGGAUUCUUAAAACUUAAAAUGCAGAGCACGUAUGGAGCCCCAGUUGCUUUUGUUGAUUUUCAGGAUACGGCCUGUUCAACCGGAGCUCUGAACCAUCUGCAAGGCUCAAUUCUGUACUCAUCACCUCCUGGGGAGGGCAUGCGAUUGGAGUAUCCUUUUACCAUUUUUUUUUUAAGUUCUUUACAGUUGUACUGUUACUACAUCAUGUCUUCAAAUAUUUUGCUUAACCCAACAUUUAGAUACGCAAAAUCAAGAAUGGGUAUGCGGAAGAAACCGAAAUGAUUAAAGACAAUUCUUGCAGUCAGGAAGAAAAUAGAGAGCCCUCAGGCCAUGUGCCUACAAUGGUUUAUGAAGGUCAGAGGUAGUGCCUUACUUGUACUCUUAUGUAGAUGAGGAAAUUAACAACAUAUACCAUUCCCAUAUUUUUUUUCAUUGUAUCAAAUGCUGCCUUCUCAGUCUUAAAACUUCAAAUUCAUUUUAUAUCUUCAGAACCCCAUUAGUUCUAUACAUUUAUUACUCAUAAAGAGUAUCUUUUCCA
Messenger RNA from Cucumis melo (muskmelon), 1950 nucleotides. RefSeq names its product protein WHI4. The transcript has 9 exons. Gene Ontology annotation, molecular function: mRNA binding. The coding region runs from base 651 to 1694 and encodes 347 amino acids. The record is from RefSeq and is a predicted model, not a curated record. NCBI's taxonomy places the organism in Eukaryota, Viridiplantae, Streptophyta, Magnoliopsida, Cucurbitales, Cucurbitaceae.